Daldinia loculata is the source of this 534-nucleotide messenger RNA. RefSeq lists its product as uncharacterized. The transcript has a single exon. Bases 1 to 534 code for a protein of 177 amino acids. The record is from RefSeq and is a predicted model, not a curated record. NCBI's taxonomy places the organism in Eukaryota, Fungi, Ascomycota, Sordariomycetes, Xylariales, Hypoxylaceae.
AUGGGUAUCGUCUCAAGCACGGCCGGACGCCGGGACGGAAACAACGGCAAGGACAGAAACCAGCAGACUCAACGGGAUGGUGAUCAGGGGAAUCCAAAUGCCGUCGGCCACUCGCAAACGCUCUGGAUCCUAAUAUUCCGGGGUUAUCCUCGCGAUAUCCAGUCUACCCGAGUCACCGAGCUGUGUAUAGUCUUCGACGAUAACGAGAAUAAAAACCUCACCAUCCGAAUCCAGGGCAGCUACCCUCACUAUAGUGUGAAUGAAGUAUGGAACCAAGCUCACCCGCGAACGAGGCCGCAUUUCUAUCGGCGACUUGCAGUUGCGACAGUUGAGACUAGUUCGGAGCCCGAUACGCGGCUACGCGACGCAAUUCUUGGGACUCACGUGAACAAUACCGAGCUGGAUUGGAACUGCCAGAGCUGGGUUGGAGACGUUUUGACGACGCUUCAAGACGCAAAACUUAUUACCGAGGAAGAAGGCGAUAAUGCGUUGAACGGAAUGGUCAACUAUAUCGCUCGGGCGCCGUGGGAAUAG